GUCACAGGUUUCUAGCCAAGGGCGGCAAUAAUGAGAAAUUUGAAAUUUGCGGGCUAGCGAGCUAGCUGCUAGCAUACGCCACGGAUGUAAGUUAAUCUGUUUUCUUCCCCUCCCCAACACCAUGGCGUCAUAUCACCAUGUAUUACAACACACGAGACCGCGGUUUGAAUCUCCUGCCAAGGUGUUUGCUAAGCUAAAAUCUAAAGUGCAGAGGGAAGGGAUGUGCGCGAAGGACGGGACUUUAACAGGCAAGGCUCCGCUGUGUAACGUUAGAGAGAAACAUGGGGCAGGUUUUAGGUCGCCCAGGAAGAGAGCAGAGAGCACCUGGAUGACCGACGAUCUCAAGGAGAAUCAGAGGUUUGGUUCGUAUCGCAAUGAAGCGCAGGCCUUGACCCUGUCGCCUAUAUCGAGUCCUCAGAAAACAGGGUGCUCGUAUUCAGACCUCAGCAGCAGGCUCGUGGAGGAAAUGCCUCCUGUGACUGACAUAGGACAUGGAUGUACACAAAGACAGAGAGCCUUCCUGGAGUCAACAGUUGACUCUCGUCCCUUCAGGAAGCAGAUCCUCACAGAACCACCUCAGAUCAGAGACUUGAAUGGUUUUAAGGUGACCAGCAGGACUCCAGUAAAGAUACAGCCUGUAGAAAAGGACUAUGUAAGGAGUGUGUUUGAGGAGGAAUGUGCUCCUCUCGAAGAACUGACUUCUUCAACCUAUAUAUUUUCCCCCAUGAGGAAGAGGUUGAGGAAGAGGAAAUGGGAGCUGCAGGAGUUGAACAAAGUCAGCAGCAGUACAAAGGAGAUUAGCAAUGAAAUCAUAAGCCAGCCACGAGAAAGGAAAACCUCCAGUGCAUCAAGCGAGGAUGACACCCAGAAGAACACUCCCAUGGAUCUUGGAGGAUCCUCUGCAGACCGAUCAGAGAUGAACCAGUUCACUCAGGAAGCCAUGUUCCCACCACCAAGACCCACCGCAACAAAACGUUGUUAUGUUACUAUGGAAAAAAUUCUUCCAAUGUCUCCAGCCAAGAUGUUUGCUUACAUGAAGGAGAGGGAAAGUAAAGUGGAGCAGCUGGAGGUUCAAAAAGUCUGCAGCAGCAAGAGGGAUCUCUUUGAUGGCGGUAAUUUCCAUCAGUCCAGAGACUCGCCUCCCUCCACAGAAAGUGUGGCGCCUGUCACCCGGCCCACAGAAGAGUCAGCUGACAGCCAGUCAGACACAGAUCCCUCUGAGGAUGCCCUGAUCCCUGCUGAGCCAUCACAAGCUGUUUUGCUUGAAGACCCUCUCGUACUCAACACGCCACGAAUCUCCAUACCGAAGAAACAAGAGGCUGUGUUCAAGCGCAACAAAUGGCCGAACUGCGCAAAAUUCCCAAGUGAGAGUGUGAUUUAUCUCAAAAAGUGGUUCCUGAGGAAGAAUCAUAAGGGCCUCUUUGUUGAUGGAAUCCACAGGGAGAACAACAUACCAUGGAACAGUAACAUCAUCAUUGAGAGGGUUUCUAAUUGUGUGGUAAAGACUAUCUCUGGGAGGGUUUACGUCUUGGUUGGCAAGAUGAACUUUGACAUUCACUCCGUGUUUCCAAAGUGGCUUUUGAAGAAGUUUGUUAAUGGCUUUCCUCCAAACUGGAAGGCACUUUAUGAGAAGUUCCUGUCAGAGUCAAGAGACUUAAUUUUGUUUUGUUGUGGCAAUCCCAGCAGAGAAACAGAGGGGAGCAGUAAGGGGAGAAGCAUCAUAGCAAAGACAAAAUCUGGCGCAUCGUCCAUCAAUGGAUCUGUGAAGCGGUGCAGGCAAAAACCUAUGAAGACACCUGCUUCCUGCCCUCCUGCCUCCUCUUCUUGUACAAAAGUGUCUCGAAGUGGUCGCGUGAUCAAGGCGCCUCUGGAGUACUGGAAAGGAGGGAGAGUCAUCCUUGAUGCACACAUGAAUGUUACCAUCCAUGAAUGUUAUGAAACCUCCAUCUGCCAGCCUGAGGUCGCCACAAGAGUGUCUGCGGGCGCGUCACAGAAACCUGCCCGCGUUUUCCUGCCCUGCAGUGAAAGCCAUAAGCACUGUGAAUCGGCGAGUGACGAAGAGGCACCAGUACCACUGAGGAGAGUCAAGGCGCCUAUCCGCACACGCAACAGAGCCAAGGUUAACCAUGAAAAGAAGCCCUCUUGUUCACCUGAACCACCCGUGGAGACAUUUAGCAGCCCUGACGAGUGGUCUGGCAGAAGGACAAGGUCCAGCCAAAGGUGUCCAGCUACAGAGAGAACACAGCAUGUGGACAUUGUCCCUCAAAAGCAAAGAGAACCUGAGAAGUCUUCAACACGGAGGUCAAAAAAACAGACGCAUGACACCACAAGGCCUUCAGUGAGAGCCUCGGGGAGCAAGCGGGCUGUCGCAGCAUCCACAGAAUCUUCCACUGUUAAUGAUAAAACAUCACCCCAUCAGUCGUCAGAUGAUGAGUUCUGUGUUAGGAGAAAGAAGAGUGGGAAAGAAGUGCACAGGAAGACGGGUGUGAAGGUUCUCAACAAGUCGCAGGCGAGCGACAUGUUUUUGUCGUCAUCCAAGUCGUCUGAGGAGAGCGGGGAGGAACUGAAGAAGAGAACCAGAGCUAGAGUGACCAGAAAUAGCGAUGCUAUACAAACACAAACCAAGCAUAAACGGAGCAAAUGCACCAAGACAUCCCCACCCACAAACCCUUUGCCUAAGUCAACACAAUCCAGCAAGAAACACAAGGCAAGCACAGGCAACACACAGCAUCAAGAUGAAGAAGAGUGGACCGAAGCAGAGCUCAUGAAGCUACAAGAGGCAGUGUGCUACUAUCCAAAGCACAGGGCAGGCUACUGGGCAAAGGUGGCGAGGAGGGUGGGAACACGUUCUGCAGAAGAGUGCCACAAGCAGCACACAUCCCGGGGAACCUCCCAGACUCCUGCCAAGAGAGCCAACAAUCCCAAAAAGGAAAAAAUGGAAGCACCAAAAGAUCCAGUUACAGAUCAUCCUGUGAUAUCUGCCCGGGUGGGAACCUUAAAGAGAAAGCAGCAGGUGCGUCAGUUCCUGGAGGCCAUGCCCAGAGAAGAUGUUGAUGACGUUUUCAGCACUGCGUACAUGCAGAAUAAACGGUUUGAGAUGCCCUCCAUGUGUCCGAGUGAUGACCAUGACUCCACAUUGUCAGACCUGGAGCCCCUGACCCCCAUGUCGACAGGCUUCCCCGAAGUAAAGACACCUCAGUGUCUGCAUAUCACUCCUGGCAUGAUGGGCUCCCCAAACAGUAACAACAAUGACAAGUACGUCUAUCAACUCCAGAAGAGGAUGAAAAAAAGUCAGUUUAAUGUCUACAAACAGGCUCCUCCUGUAAAGAGCUUCACACCCACGCCAUCAGUUAAACGAACGAUGAGAAGAUGUGGUAACACGGAAAAUGAUACCUUUGUUGUUUGGGAGAUGUUCCCGGGAAACAAUGGAGCGCUGUCUGAAAGCGACGAGGAGGAAGAUUUUUACUUCUCAGAGAACGAGUGAUUGGAGUUGAAACAUUAUAUCAUUUUUUUUUAUUAUUAUUAUAAAAUGACUCACAUAAAUUAAAAUCAAUGGAACAGAGGAGAGAUGUGAUAUUUGCCUUGUGUUAACUCCUCAAAUGUGAACAAUAGAAUAGUUGAAAAGGAGUUGAACUCAUCAGUGUGAAACAAACUGAGGAUAUGAUUUAAAUAGGAUAUAAAUUGAAGCUUUUAAACUUAAACCACAGUGGAAUGUGUACAUGCAAUUGUGUUUUAAGACAGUGUGGCGUUUUGUAAAGUUAAGUUUAAUAGUUAGAAAUAGUUUUACUAUUUUAAUAUGCUGUCAAAAACAGACCUGUGCUGCCGUCUUCCAGUAUGUCCCUGUAACAAUGGUUUUUGUUUAAAGUUUUAGUCCCAAGAGUCAGUUGUAACCAUCCUAUUAAUAAACAUUCUUUAAUUCUUA
This is a messenger RNA of Micropterus dolomieu (smallmouth bass), 3922 nucleotides long. It is a transcript of the gene mis18bp1, whose product is annotated as MIS18 binding protein 1. NCBI's taxonomy places the organism in Eukaryota, Metazoa, Chordata, Actinopteri, Centrarchiformes, Centrarchidae. Bases 122 to 3484 code for a protein of 1120 amino acids. The record is from RefSeq and is a predicted model, not a curated record. The transcript is spliced from 16 exons.